CGUUAAUUUCUGUUACGCGCGCGUUUUCCGCGAUGUACGAAUAAAACGAAGUAGUAUAUAUGUACGCGAUGGGGUUCCGACAUUUCGGUCCGUUUUGGAGCCGCGCGAGAGUCGAGUCGAUAAUUUAACUCGAGCACCACCCAGUAGUUAACGUCAUGGAAACGACUCCUGGAUCAACCCACGGAGCAAAAAAUCAACGUCAGAAGCGCAUGGGCCCCGCCCCCUUUGCUUCUUUCGAGGACCUCUCUGACGAGGUGAGAUCCCGUUUAGAAAGUCCCGAGGAAAAGAAUUUCACUGGGUCAGUGGUCCGACUGCCGGGCAUAAAGGAAGAUAUCACUCCGACGACUCCGGCGGAUGCAGUCACAUCUCCAUGCUAUACUGCGGGAAUAAGCCUGAUUGGAGGUGCCGUGCCCGGGAAGUACCUACCUAACGAAAUUGGUGUCCCACACACAGGUAUCGUAACACUGAGCGCGCACCCGUCAGCAUCGCCGAUGUCGGUCUCGUACUCACCCCAACCAACUAAAAGUACCAUCAGACCACCCAAUACGCCCAGAAUCGAUAUAUCCAGGGCCAGUAGCUCGUCACACCAUGACAGCAGGGACAGCACCCCAGAACGUGAGAUUUUCGAUGGUCAAGAUACAAACGGUGCCAAGCUAGGGUUAGGAUUCAAGGAAGACGGAGCUUUGGAUCUAAGAUCGUCAACGGAGGAAUUGGACUUCCACGACCCGGAAGAACUCCGGAAAACACGAUACCGGACACAGACACCUUCUCCUGUGCCGGACGAAACGUGCCAUUUCGAUCACCGAAAAGACUCGCAGUGUUCGGACAUCGUCCUCCUGUCUAUCUCAGGCAGGUCGUCUAGGAUAUCGAGCAUAGGAAGCCAAGGAUCCGCCCAGAGCCGUUUGUCAAACGCGAGCCACUUGUCGGUCAUUUCGGGACAAUCAGGUACAUCCCGGUGUUCCUCGCCUCACAAAACUCUUUUGGAGACGUCGUUCUGCGGGUCCAAGUUACCGACGACAACGACGUUGACGGCGACGGAAACGUCUGCACCAGUUAGAGUCGACGCCGAAGAGUUGGAAAAAGUAUUGCUGUCGCGCAAACAUGACCCCACCCAAGCAGUACUAGCCGAAGGCAUUAAGGUCGACGAAGGUUCGAAAAAUCCUCCGGCCAAGCCGACGCGCAAGGUUGAACUUUCGGCAGUUAAAAACGACGUCAGAAUCCACGUGGAAAAGACGGAUGACGUCGGUCGAGCCGACAAUACGACGGACUCGCGACCCAAACUGCCACCUAGGAAAAUCGUCUCUAAAAGCGGAGUCGAGUACAUUUAUAUCCCUUUAAAGGGUCCGUUGCCGGUGGAUGAUAGUGAAACAGGCGACCACAACCCAGCACAAGCCGCGAGAUCUCGAACGCACCAGAGCGCGUCAUCCACCAAACCGAACCGGGACCUAAAGGGCCAUUCCAAAUCUGCGAGAUCGUCCAAAUCGACUACCAAAUUGGUAACCGCUCCCAGACCGGCAAGUGUUUCCGCUUCGACAUCCCCUGCGGUGUCCCAAAGAUCCGAACCUCAAUAUAUCAGGAUCAAACUAAAACCCGACCAUUGCUACGACGUUGACGACCAAGUUAAAGAAGACAGAACCAAGCCGAAUAGUUUGGAUCUCUCCUUAAAUGACGAGUCUUCGGUGCACGUGAAUACGCCUAGCGUCAGUCCAAAACUUUCGCGAUAUAAAAUCGACAACGGAAGAGCGGCUGGUAGCUUCACCCCGUCGCCAUCUAUCUCAAGAAGGAGCUCCUUCGCGUCCCUUUUCAAAGCGAAAGAGGCAACCAUCAGUCCGGAUUCGCCAACCACGACCGCUCACAAACGCAAAAACACUUUCGCCGGCAUCCUGAAGAAACCGGUCGAGAUCAGAGAAAGGAGCAGGAGCAGAUCGAAGAGCAGGGAGCGAGUAUCUACGGCGCCGUCGUCCACCGAAAGUAUCGACACCAAGGGCAGCAAACACAAAUCGGUCCUGUCUAUAUUCAAGUCUAGCAAGAAGGGGAAAGAUGGUGACGCCGGUUCACAGGAGACGUUGCCCAGCUCGGAAGGUAUAGGCAAGGUCGAGUUCAAAUUCAACGAGAAAAAGUCUGAGAAACCAUUAGACGGGGACAGCGUGCGAAUUCCUCUCCAUUCGCCCACGUACUACGAAGACCGGGGCGUUUUGCAGGACUGGAAGACGUCGAGUCAGGACUCGCAGGAGACCGUGAUCGAAGCGUCGACGCGUAAAAACGUGGACGUCGUGGUCGAACCGAUACCGCAAGAUACGACCAAGGGAAGCGGCGCGAGACAAAACAGUACCAGCAGCGAGAACGUGACUUUCUCCACGCAGCUAGGACAGCAAAACGAAGUGUUUAGUACGAAACUGCCCAAGCAGAAGACCUUGGUCAAGCAGCCGCACACCAUCGAGUUGAACGGCAGUGUGGUGAACGUACCGCUGCCGGAUUUAAGUGUCGGAGAGGAACCGAUCAAGAGCGAACCCGUAACAUUGAAGGAAGAUGUUAAGCCUGCUGAUGACACUAAGCCAGAAGAGGUGAAGCGGUUGUCCGUGCUCAGCGCAAAGAGUCUCAACUUCGAUGAAGAUCGGAACUCUUCCGAUUCGGAACUGGACUAUCCGAAGUUGAAGAAGGAUCUCGGACUAAAACUGGACCUAGAUCCGUCGGAAACAGAGCGCAAGGCGAUAGUACUGCAGCAGGACUCGUUCGAAGACGAGUUACCUUAUGUGCCGACGACACUUCCGCAGGAGAGGUCCGCCGCGAUGCCAAUCGUUCCGGUCAAGCAGAGAUCAACUAUGGAAAUGAGGACGUGUCCUAUCGAAAGACCAAGAUCGACGACUCCGAUAAACCCGAGCAGUUUGGAGAACUACUGUGAGGAGGUGGUAGCGAAGGAGAACGCGGAAAAGUUGAAAAUAUCUUUACCACGCAACGACUCGAUUCACUACAAGGGCGGAAAGUCGAGGGCCUCGACGGAAGAGAUUCCCCCACCUCCGUUACCACCGAAAGGUGUUCAGAAAAGCUGGAUCAAUUUCGAGGAAAUCCCAGAAAAGAGGAAGCCACCUCGGAGAAUCCAGACGAUACCGUCACGGGGACAGAUUGAGGUGCCGGAUAUGGUGCUCCAAGAGAACGUCGUUUACACCUACGUGAACCCUGAGGAGUGCAAGUGCGAAUGUCACGAGUUAAACGCAGCGAAGGAGAGGGAUCGGCGGAAACCGGAGUCGCAAGUUGGCGUGCGUGAAGAUGAAUUACCUUUGUUGGAGGACGAUCCGACGGAGGACGAGAGGAAUGGCAGUGCGGGUAGAAUGCGGGUAGACGCCGACGACGUAGAGUGCAGAAAUUUAUUGAGCGAUGCUCCGGCAGACUUUAGCCUCGAACCCCGCAGGAAGGAUACGAACGUCACUGAUACGUGUUUAGGUACUCCUUUUACUAGUGAUUUAGGAUUAGCAAGUAACAGAUCCAGUAUCGUGUCCCAGGAUGACCCGCAGUGUCCCCGAUCGCCAAAUGCCUUUCCUAAACAUACUUAAAAAAAAUCAACUUAGCGUGAUAGUAAAAAGUAUCCGAUAUUUAAUUUAUUUUUCUCUACUGACAUAUUUAUACUAUAGAUCCAAUCAGAUCCUCUGAGAAUAUGGAUAUAGUCAUCUUGUUAGUGUUAACCUUUUCGUCAGUUCCUUCUUUUGGAAAGAUGAACAGUAUAUAGUGCCUGGUCAGUAUGUACAAGACGCUGCAAUAUAUCAUGAGGAAUGGCCGAUUCCAAAAUUCUCUUUGAUAUAGAAAACAAAUCGCUUUUUCACGUUGAUUGAAAAAAAAUUAUUACAGGCUGUUCGUUUAUUUAGACGCGGUGGAAAAUGACAGUUUAAUAUUCAUUUGUUUGACUUAUUUUUCCUGUUUGUGUGCACUAACAAGCAUUGUUGACAGUUUCCUUCGAAAAGUUUAUUAAAAGUGCAGCGCCACACUUGUUUAACAUUUGCCUACAAACAGAUUGGUAGAGUAUCGCCAGGGUGUAGACAUUGAGCAAUAAUUAGGAAUACGUAUUAUAAAAUGACAGUUGCAUACUUUUCGACGGAAAUUUGUAAAUUUUAGUUACAUCCUCGUUGAUCCUAUAGUCGCAAUGUCCAGACGGCUGGUCCGACGCAACUAUUUUUAGGGUUGCGUAUAUGGUAUUAAUGAACCUCACGUAGAUAUCUUAAAGCGUGAGGUAGCGCAGCAAGAUACAUUGUAGGCUAAAAUUAAAGUAUAAAAAUUAUUGAAAAUUUUAGCAGGAAAUUUUGGAGGUAAAUAUCUAAGUGAACAUCAUUAAUGCCCCGUAAAUCCGGUCAGCAUUCUUCAAUGUGUACGUCUCAACUUAUCAACAAAUCAAAUUAUCGCAUUUUUGUAGCCAUAUACAAGAAAAGUCGGGACCUAUUUUAUAGAUAAUUUAUAAUACCUAUAGCCAUUAAAACAUGCAUAAAAUUAUUUUCUGUAGAGUCUCAAUACCGCCUUAAGUUCAAAAGCAGUCCUGAAUAUUUUCCCUCGAAAUGUAUAAAUAGAUUUUACAAAUGUCUGUAUAGCAUAUCUUUCAAACUCCUGUGACAAUGGAAAAAAUGCGGCAAUUUUGAAGCCAAACAAAUUUCUAAAGCUCCAAUUUUAUAUCCCUUCAAGUGAUUUGACAUAAAAUUGAUUAUUAAAAAAUAUUGUUAUUACGUCCUUAUAGUGAACUUCCAUUAUUGGAUAGGAAAUCUAAAAACUGGGUAGUGAUCGCAGUUAGUGAAAAUUAAAACGUCGCGAACUAGAAAACGUUUAUGCCACUGUUACCUUCUUUAGUAGAGUUUUAAGUGUCUUAUUAAACGUUGUUAAACAUUCAAGUGACUGAUUCAGUACGUGUAUGUAAUCACAUCGCAUUUUUUGCUAAAAACCGAAUAUUUGUUCAACCUCGUUUUGUAUUAAAUAAUUUUAUGGUACUCCAGAACAGUAUAACAUUCUAUAGCCACUUUUUAUAAAAAAUUAUAAAAUAUCAUUCGAUUCGAAUUGUUGAAGAGUAAUUUUUGCUUCAUUUUAUAUAAUAAUGUUGACAGAUAACCACGAAAUUUUAUUGUACAGUGAAAAUAAA
This is a messenger RNA of Cylas formicarius (sweet potato weevil), 5113 nucleotides long. RefSeq lists its product as uncharacterized. NCBI's taxonomy places the organism in Eukaryota, Metazoa, Arthropoda, Insecta, Coleoptera, Brentidae. The record is from RefSeq and is a predicted model, not a curated record. The transcript has 8 exons. The coding region runs from base 156 to 3551 and encodes 1131 amino acids.